Laccaria bicolor S238N-H82 is the source of this 369-nucleotide messenger RNA. RefSeq lists its product as uncharacterized. Gene Ontology annotation, cellular component: actin cytoskeleton; vesicle; myosin complex. Gene Ontology annotation, molecular function: ATP binding; microfilament motor activity; actin filament binding. The record is from RefSeq and is a predicted model, not a curated record. The transcript has 2 exons. Lineage: Eukaryota; Fungi; Basidiomycota; Agaricomycetes; Agaricales; Hydnangiaceae. Gene Ontology annotation, biological process: vesicle transport along actin filament; actin filament organization. The coding region runs from base 1 to 369 and encodes 122 amino acids.
AUGCUCUACAAGUAUGCUGCAGACUAUCGGGAUUCUUCAGAACACAAGGAGAAACUCCCCCCACACGUUUUUCAGAUCGCCAACAACACUUACUACCACGUGAGACGGACAACGCAGGACCAGUGCAUUUUGUUCAGCGGUGAAACGGGGAGCGUCACCAUCAAGUCCUUGUUGGAGCUCACCGUCAGCAACCCUGGCAAAAAGGGCUCUAAGCUCGCUACCCAGCUUCCGGCUGCAGAGUUCGUGCUUGAGACGUUCGGAAACGCUCGCACCCUCUUCAAUCCCAACGCAUCCCGCUUCAGAAAGUACACUGAGUUGCAGGUACCGACGACGGCUCAGCGGUGUGAAGACACUCGACUAUUACCUUGA